Molecule: messenger RNA, 7329 nt
Organism: Rotaria sordida
Lineage: Eukaryota; Metazoa; Rotifera; Eurotatoria; Philodinida; Philodinidae
Source: the annotation of a GenBank genome assembly
AUGUCAUUGAAUUAUUUAAAAAAACUUGGCGUAUAUCCAAAUACAGAAUUGAUGAAAUUAAAUGAUAAACAAUUUACCGGACAAUUUAUAUCAUCUAUUAUUUUGGCACAUAUCAACUUCGAUAAUGAACUUAACUCAGUCGAACAAUCUGAACGUGAUUUAGUCAAUAGUUCGAUAUCAUUCGAAUUUCACCCAGAUACAUUCAAAUGGUUGUUUCAAAUCAUUGACGAACUAACAACAAUAAUAACAGAGACUUGGGAUGCAGUUGUUGUUCAUAUUUUAACCGUUUGUUUACAAUUAUGUACAACACAUUUGGAAAUUUUAUGUUCUGCAAAAUCGAAUAUUGACAAAUAUUUAUUGACUAGAAAUGAUAAAGUUGAAAAAGUUGUUCAAUCUUCCACCAUGGCUUCAUCGGAUGCUCAUCGCAAUUUAAUAGCAUUUGCAACAGAUGAUCAAUUACAAAAAUGGUUUGAAAUUUUGUUGAAACUAGUUUGUAUUGAUGAUGGAAGACUUGAGCAGGCAAUCAUAUGUAGUCAAGCAUCAAAGGCUCUUAUUUACGUCUUUGAUGUACGGACAUUGUCAUUUAUAGAAAAGCUAUCAUUUAUUCAUAAACACAUAAUUGAAAAUAAACAUCCAAUGUUUGUACAACAAUUAUGUAAAGAGUUGACGAAAAAUGUUGUCUUACUAAACUGGAUCGAAACUUUAUGUCAUGACAAUAGUAACGAGUCAGAACAAAUUACAGCAUUGAAAAUACUUUAUUCAUUCAUUGACAAUUGCUUCAAACCAUCGAACGAAAUAACAAAUGAACAACAACAGGAACUCAAACGAAUACUAAUACUAUUUCAACAAGUUUUAUUUAUGCGAUUAGUACCAGAAUCUAAAUUGAAAACAAAUCAAAACAAAGAGUCUGAUAAUGAAAUCUUUACAACUGUGGCUCCAAGUGCUGUAUCAUCCCUGGUAGUUAAGUAUAUAACUCACAUAUUAAGUAAUUAUAUAGAUAAACUAACAAUUAUGAAUGAUUUGUUCAAUUCAAUGCUUGUGGGUUUGUGUCUAAUGACGAAAACAAAUGAAAUAUUUGACUUUGAAAUAAUUCGACCAAUAUUUACAACUACUAUACCAAUAUUAGUAGAAUAUGUAUUUCAAAGUGUAAACAAUGAAGAAAAUGAAAACAAUAAUUUACGUAGUAUAUGUUGGUUGUUAGGAAAAAUGUGUAAUGUCAUGAUUACUGGUUCACAACAAAAUUUAAUAGAAAAGAAACAUGCUAAUAAAUUAAAGUCAUCCUUAUUUGCUGGUGGUUGUGAAAGAACAAUAAUAGAAAACAAUAAAUAUUUAUUGAAUAUAUUCGAAUCUCCUUUAGCUACUUACAGUCAACAAUUUAAAUGGACUAAUGAAAUUGAACAGUCAUCUUCCGAUCAUGAAUUUCUCAUGUCAGUUUAUAAUAAUACUAAUCAGGGUGCACAAUUGAUAUCGAAAAUGAAAACACAUAUAAAAGAUAAACAACGUUUAUUACAAAAAUCAAUUGAACAACAAGCAAAUGAUGCAUUAGCUGCUGUAUUUGCUGUCUAUAUUAAAUAUUAUCGUCGAAUUAAUUUAGCUAAAUACGAAUUAUCUCGAACAGAUGAUGGAAAACCACACAAUAAACUUGUAUCAAUCUAUGAAUAUGCUAGUUAUGUUCAAACAUUAUUUGCAACAACAAAAGCACAAGGUGGUGACUGUGAUGAACUUUACAAACAGAUAAAAACGAAUACAUUGUUUCUUUUGUCAUGUGUUCAAGAAAGUAAUUCGAUUCCGAUAAUCGAUGAAGAUCUUUUACAAUCAACAACAACAACAACUACGCCAAUAAUGACACCAAUAGAACAAAAAACAAGACCAUCCUUUAAUCGACAAAUUUCACGAUGGACAAAAGCGAAACGUAUCAAUCAAUUACUUCGAAAUACAAUGAAUGCUUGUGUAAGAUUUAAAAAAUUGAUGAUAGCUAAGAAACAAGCUAUUAGACAAAAGUCAGACAAUGAAAGUAUCUUAAAUCGAACAAUUGAUGCUUAUAUUUAUAGUGAUCCUUAUAAAACGAUAACAAGUGAAGAAAAACAAUUAGAAUCGGAUGAACUUAUUCAAUGUAUGUCACGACAGUAUGAACGAGCAAUGAUAAGAAUGAUAACAUAUCGAUUUAUUCAAACACUUAUUCAAAAAGUAUUAAAUAUUGAAGAUCAAAAUCUAGUUCUAACUAUCUUAUCUGUCUUUUUACCAUGCUUAAGAAAUACAAAUUUAGAAUGGACCUAUUUGGAAAAUAUAGAAGCAUCAACUUGUAAUUUGAAAGAAGAGAUUAGAAAUAGUUAUUAUUCUAUAAUCAAAACUGUUCUAUCCUAUGUAUUACAAUCGACCAUGUCUGAAUCAAAGUUCUUAUCGAUAAAUCUGUUCAAUUUACUAAACUUAUCAUAUGAAGCAGUUGAUAUUGAGUAUCUGUAUCGUGAUCAUUUUGUACAAACAUUAUUUACAUUGUUUGUUAGUUUUGUUGAAAAAUCAGAUUACAACGUUGGAUUCUAUAGAAAAUUGAUUGGAUAUAAUUGGUUUCGAUUGUUCGUAUUGAAACUAUGUGAAAUCAUCGAAUUGACAGAACAGAAAGGCACGAUUAAUGAAAUUAUAAAUCAACAACAGAAAUUUGUUUUCAAUACUUUGAUUUCAAACGAACUGAAAGGAUUAACACAAACGGUACCAAUCGAUAUAGAAAAUGAAACUACUUGUUCUUCAAAUUACAAAAAGAAUUCUUUAGAUAAUCUUUCUAUUGGUUGGUUCAUUAAAAUAGCAACUACAACAACUGAAGAUGAUACAUUAAAUCUUUCAAAUUGUCUAUCAUCGAAAUUCGAUAUUGAACUGUGUAUAAAUCAAUGGUUGAUACUUCUACUUCGUCUUGUUCAUUUUUACGAACAUGUUCAAUCUGUUUGUGCAACAAUUGAUUACAUUGAAAAUUUGCUAUACAUUUAUCGCAACUUUCAAAAUAGUGUUACUGGUUUUCUUUCAUUGAAAAUUUUACGUUAUCUAAUACCAAAACAUACAAAUAAAGAAUCAAGAAGUAUUAUUGAGAAUUUUUUGACCGAGAUUCUAUUUGCCAUUGGAAAUAGUUUCACUUUGCAACAGAUUCCAUCAUACAUUAUCACCGAACUAAUCUACUUGUAUCGUACAGUGAUGUCUGUAAAAUCACCAUGGCAAAUGAUAGCAACAGAAUUUAUUUUCGAUACUAUCACAUCAAACAAAAACAAUUUCAAUUUGAAAUCAUUCGAAACUGGUGACAUGACUCAAAUGAAUUCUUUGGUUGCAUCACUAUGUAUAUUAGGUGGAUAUAUUCAGCCUUAUUAUUUAGGUUCCAUUGUGAAAAUCUAUUCAGAUGAAGAAAAUAAUGAAUUCCAAUUGGCGAUUAUCAUAGAAAUUGACGUGAAUGCUAGUGAUUCGGAUACACCCGAUACGUUGACCUAUUUGAUUCAAUAUUUAGAAACGAAUCAAAUUGAAACAGUGACAAUUGAUGAACUACAAAUUGAAAUCGAUGUUUCACCACCAAAUCUACUCUUGUUAUCAAAUGCAAACGAAACAAAUACAGCCAUACAUUCACUUUUCGAUGCAUUAGCAUAUUUCAUACAAAUCGAUACGUCGACAAAUGAAUCUGUACCAUUAUUAGAACUGAAACGUCGUUCAGUAGCCGUUCUAUAUCAUAUAUUAAAUGAUAAAACUCUCGUCGAAAUUUUUAUGCAAAAACCAUAUGCAUCUGUUAUUGUUAACUUAUCUAUAUCUCAGUCAUUGUCAAAAAAUCGUCGGCAACUGUCUGAUUUACGGUUAUUGAAUAGACAACAUUUGGAACAGUAUUGUUUAAGUUUAGAUAAGUAUCUAAGCUUAAAUAAAAUCGCAUAUAACAAUGAUGAUAAUAGUAAUCAACUAUUACAUGAUGUGAUAGUUGUAAAUGGUAAACAUAAAUUUUCGUCAUACGUUUGGAAUAAUGAUCAAAUUAGUUGCAAUCAAUUGAUUGUCGAUGCUCUAUCAAUGAAUAUAUUGAAAUAUAAUGGUUGGAAACCAUAUGCAUCAGCUAUUGAAAUUGAAUCGUUUAAAAGAGGUCGAAUCGGAAGUAAUGAACCUUCAAUUGUUUCAAUGCCGUUUGAUAUUAGUGAUUCGAGUGUAUUCGAAGAAUGUGGUAAUAAUCAUAAAUUCAAAGGACGAAUUACUCCGAAUAGAGAAAAUACAAAUGGAUCAUUUCCAACGUACAUUAUUGAUAAUGUACAAGUAAGUGAAGGUAAAUGGUAUUAUUGUGUUAAACUAGUAGCCGGCGGUGUUAUUCAAAUCGGAUGGGCAACAAAUGGAUUUGUACCUUCUUCAGAUAAGGGUCGUGGAAUAGGUGAUGAUAAAUAUUCUUGGUCGUACGAUGGAUCACGGGGUACACUUUACAAUGGUGAAGAAUUUCAUUUUACUUCUGAUGAUAUUCGGUGGAAAGAAAAUGAUGUUUGUGGUUGUGGUAUUGAAAUUGAUGAUGAGAAUAUUUGUAUUAAAUAUUGGCUCAAUGGAAAAUAUCUUGGUAUAGCUUUUGAACAUCAAUCAAAUAUAGCAUCGACAACAACAAAAUGUAAUAUGCUACCAAAUGGGCAGCAGGAUAUCGCUUAUUUUCCUGGUGUUACUUUACAAAUGCAUUCUUAUUAUAGGACUGGUUGUGAAUUAAUUUUUAGUCCAGAAGACAUGACAAAAUGUCCAUUACCGAAAGGUUACAAGCCAUUACAACUGCCGAAAUUGAUCAAUGUUGAAAAUUCUAUUGUCGCUUAUCCUUACAGUGCUUAUUUAAUUGAUGAUCAUGUUCAAAAUAAUUUUCAUACACUACGCAGUACAACGCCGACGACUUUUCUACGUGAUUUUGUAAGUGAACAUCAUCUUGAAACAGCAUUCUCUAUGGAUGAUCAUCAAUUGGUAUUGCCAGAAAAUAGUAAUGGUUUACCACUUUCGAUCGAUAAUGAUGCAUUGUCAUCAUUGACAAUUAGUUUUGAUUUUAAAAUUUUAAGAAAAAUUGAAAAUGAUACUGACAAAAAAUUGGAUAUUUUAUUAAUUACAUUAGAGUCUACGGAAAUAUUCUCAGUGCAAAUCUCGAUAAGUAAAAUCGAAAACGAAAUACGAACUGCCAUUGUAUUCGAUCUCAAAGAACGACAAAUGAUAAUCUACUUCAAUAAUGAAUGUCGAAAAUUUCACAUUGCUUUUGAAAUUCCAAAGAUGACAAAACUCAAUUUUCAUAUUUUACCAAAUAUUGCCGUUGGAAUAAAAAAUCUCGGCAUUUGGAAAUAUGCUCUUUCGGAAGAACAUAUUCAACGUCUAUUCACUUAUGGCUUAUUCUAUGUAGCAAUCGAUUAUCAACAGUUGAAGGAACAUCGAAAACGAGCAAAUACGAUCACAUUCAGUAAGAAUCAACAACAAUUUGUAAGCGAAUUACUUGUUCCGUUUAAUGAACCAUUUCAAGAGAACAUAUGGGAGAAAAAGAAGAAAGAAAUUGAUGUUGAUGAAUCAAAAUAUUUUAAAACAAUUGCUGAAACCGAUGAAUCCGUCGUACAAUUAUUUGGAAACAAAACUUAUCUCGUUCUGGAUAAAUCAGCUGAUCCAUGGUACGAAUAUACACUUAUUCUCGAUAUUUGCAUACCCAAUUGGCCAACGGAUAACGAACAAUUGACACUAUUGACAUUGAAUACAAAAUCAGAAAUUUAUAUUACACAUAAUGGUAAAAUUGUUCUAUCGAAUAAUGGAACACAAAACAAAAGUGAUUCGACAUUAAAUUUGAAUGAAUAUUUUCGUUUGCAUAUGUCAUUUCAAAAGAAAUUUGUCAAAAUCUAUGUGAAUGGAUUAUUGGAACUGAGUGUCAAUGUCGACAAAGAUCAGUUCAUGACAAAAGCCAAACGAAUUGAUCUGUUUCGAGAAAUGGAUUUAACAAAGAAUACGACUAGUGAUGAUAGACUUCGAAUUGAAUGUAAAUCGAUUACAUUUCUAAAUAAUUCAUUAGUGGAUGCUGAUAAUUGUGAAGAAAUGAAAUCGACAAAAUAUUCAUUAGAAACAUUGAUUGCACCACCUUUUUCAAUCGUUGCAUUAAAUUUAAUUGCAAUUGGAUAUAAAGAAUCAUGGAUAAAACAUGCUAUGAAACAAUACAAUACGAGCAACAUUCAAUUCAUUGAUACAAUUAUACGUGAGAAAAAAGAAGAAUUCUUAAAGAGCGAUGUUCAAAAUCGACAAAAACGUUACUUCAAUAUUUUCUCGAGAUUAAAUCCAUCGAUCAAUAGAGAAAAAUUAGAAGAUUUACUCAUGUUCUCGAAAUUUAUUACCGACGAACAAGUGACAAAUGCUUAUGAACUUGUAUUGCUUCAUUGGCAUGAUCUACAGACAUCGAAAUCUUUAUCCAAGACAUACGAAACGAAAGAAAAUGUUGCUAAUUCAAAUGAAAAUGAAAAUUUAUUUUCCAACGAGAAAUGGUACUAUCAAAUUGUUCAUGAUUUAGAUGUCAAUGAAAGUCUAGAUGAAUGGAUUCAAGGUAAAACAAAAAUGAUUGAAACAGAAGAUCUCACUUAUCAGUUGUUUGAUUUAACAAAAUCUGAACAAGAACUAUCAACAAUGACAUCAAUUGUAGGAGGUCAACGAAAAAAGAUUAAAAAAUCAAUUCAAUAUUCACAUCGACAAAUUUCAAAACAAAAAUACAUGACCUUACGUACCGCCUGUGAACAUGAAUUAAUAAUGAUCUAUGCACGUUGUACUAUGUUCAAUAUGUUAAAAGUUUGGUCAAAUCAUAGUUCAAAUAAAUUUCCAUGGGAAAUAUUUGGUGAUUGUGCAUUCAUAACUACAUUAUUACAAUUGAUGGAUUAUCAUUAUAUGUAUAUCAGUACGCACAGAGAUGAGGAUUUUGAUAUCAUAAGUUUGUUAUCGAAUUCGAUACUCAAAGCUGAAAUAAAAGAAUUAUUAAAAUAUACUAGCAAACACAGUGAAAUUUUACAUAGAGUAGCUCCUUUAGUCUAUCAAUUGCAAAAGGAUAUUACUAUUCAAUUGAUCCAAUUAUUGUUUGAUCCAUCAUUAUUACUAUAUGAUUGUGAUAAUGAGACGAAGGCUAUAGAUGAACAAACAUUGAUCAAACAAUCAAGUAUGAAUUUUGUUGUAAAAAUAUUGAAUCUAUUUGUUCAAGUGGCAACCGAUAAAUCAACAAUGAAACAUCAUGACAGUGAUUUACUUAUUCCACUGCUAUUCCCAGUAUCAUUAAUCAAUCUGUUGUUUGAUCUAUUUUUGAUUAGUCCAACACAUCAAUUGACAAUAUUUAUUCUUCAUCUGUUUUCCACGUAA